Messenger RNA from Etheostoma spectabile (orangethroat darter), 6309 nucleotides. It is a transcript of the gene adamts12, whose product is annotated as ADAM metallopeptidase with thrombospondin type 1 motif, 12. Gene Ontology annotation, biological process: extracellular matrix organization; proteolysis. Gene Ontology annotation, molecular function: metalloendopeptidase activity. Gene Ontology annotation, cellular component: extracellular matrix. Bases 283 to 5112 code for a protein of 1609 amino acids. The transcript has 24 exons. Lineage: Eukaryota; Metazoa; Chordata; Actinopteri; Perciformes; Percidae. The record is from RefSeq and is a predicted model, not a curated record.
UACACCACUGUUCCAGUCCCCCUUGUUCCUGCAAGGAAAGUAGACGCUGGCCCAGAGUACACUCCUCCCCUCCUUCCUCCACAGAGCCGGAGCUUUCUCCCCCAAUAACCGUGAUCAGGCUCCCCCAGUCUUCCUUUGGUGCAUGUUUGCCUUCGUGAAAGGAGAUUUGUGAUCGUGUUCAUGUCAUGACACAGUGCAGCGCGGGGUCGAAGUGGUCGCCUCUAACUGAAACCCCAAUGUCCAGGACUCUUUUGCAGUGGUUUGUGUUUGGUUACAUGAAAUAUGCGAUGUUCGCAGGACUGCCCGGUUCUUUUUCUGCUACACUUUGUUUUCAUUUUGGCAGCCGGCCACAAAGAACUCUCCGACUCUAGCAGACUCUUCUCCCUCAUCGCAGAACAAGGUCAGUUGUCCCAGUCAGAUCUGUCCACUGUCCACCCAGUGAAAACCAGCGCUGAUGGAGAGUUUAUCUCCCACUCUCUGACUCACCACUUCAAGGGUGGGAGAGUCAGGCGUGACCUACGACCCCAUGGUUUAGAUGGACAGGUUUAUUACAAGGUCAACUACAAGGGUCGUACUUUAAUGUUCAAUUUGACUGCAAACAAUCACUUGGUUUCAAGUGACUACAUCCUAGAGAGGAGGAACGGCAGCGCCAACAGGACUGAGCAUCGCCGCUCUGAGGGGAACUCCUGUCACCUCCUUGGCACUGUGGAAGCCUCUCAUGUGCGAGGAACUGCUGCCAUCAGCUCUUGUAAAGGACUGAGAGGCUUUUUUUCCCUGCCAGAGGGUCACUACUUUAUCAAACCUUUCCAGAAAUCUCCUCAUCAUCCGGCAGGGUCUCCAGAGCCCCAUAUUGUCUAUCCAAGAGUUACAACAGUAAGCCAGAGAAAAAAACGCAGUUUUCAGUCCAAAGAGACACCCAGCCCCUGUGGAGUUCAAGAUACUCCAAGUGACUCUGUCCAGGUGGAGAGGGAGAGGGAAGAAUGGGAGCGGGAGCAGCAGAGGGGGGAGGAUCCGGCUCAGUCCCGCUCGCAGCGCUCAGUCAGCAGAGAGCGGUGGGUCGAGACCAUGGUGGUAGCUGAUGCCAAACUCAUAGAAUACCACGGCACUGAUAAUGUGGAGUCCUACAUCUUCACCAUUAUGAACAUGGUGGCAGGGAUCUUUCAUGAUGCCAGUAUUGGGAAUGCCAUCCAUGUCAUCUUGGUUCGCCUCAUUCUGCUCCAUGGAGAAGAGAAAGAGUUGAAGAUUGUUCACCAUGCAGACGCCACAUUGUCCAGUUUCUGUGCUUGGCAGAAAAACCUCAAUCCCCAGAGUGACACACAUCCAGCUCAUCAUGAUGUGGCUGUGUUGGUCACUAGGAAAGACAUCUGUGGUAGAAUGAACCAGCCCUGUGAGACCCUGGGUCUGUCUCAUCUGUCUGGGAUGUGUCAACCGCACCGCAGCUGCAACAUCAAUGAGGAUUCAGGACUACCUGUUGCCUUCACCAUCGCUCAUGAAAUGGGCCACAGCUUUGGAAUUCAUCAUGACGGUCAGGGGAACGACUGUGAGCUGGAAGGGAGGCACCCGUUCAUCAUGUCCAGACAGCUGAUGUACGACAGCUCGCCUCUCACUUGGUCCUCCUGCUCCAAAGAAUAUAUCACACGCUUCCUUGAUCGAGGCUGGGGUUUCUGUCUUGAUGACCGCCCUUCCAAGAGGGACCUAACCACCCCGCUGGCUCGACUUGGUGUCCGUUACACCACACACCACCAGUGCCAGCUCCAGUACGGCCCAAAUGCAACCUUCUGCCAUGAGGUUGAUAACGUUUGCCAGAUUCUUUGGUGUUCAGUGAAUGGCUCCUGUCGGUCCAAACUGGACUCGCCUAUAGAUGGCACUCGCUGUGGACCAGAGAAGUGGUGUAUCUCAGGAGAGUGUGUGAUUGUGGGUAAACUGCCAGAGACGGUGAACGGAGGCUGGGGGCAGUGGAGUACCUGGACUCACUGCUCGAGGACCUGUGGAACUGGUGUUCAAUCAGCAGAGAGGGAAUGUAACAACCCCAAACCAGAGUUUGGGGGCAAGUACUGCACUGGGGAAAGGAAGCGUUAUCGGACUUGUAAUAACAAACCCUGUCAGAAGAAUAAACCAACCUUUCGAGAGAUGCUGUGCAGUGAGUUUGACACUGUGUCCUACCACAAUGAGCUCUACCAGUGGAUUCCUGUGGCUAACCCAGUAAACCCUUGUGAGCUGCACUGUCGACCAGUCGUUGAGCAUUUUUCGGAGAAGAUGCUCGACGCCGUGACAGACGGGACACCGUGCUUCAUGAACAACAAGUCCAGAAACAUCUGUGUCAACGGAGUGUGCAAGGCGGUCGGCUGUGACUAUGGCAUUGACUCAAACGCUGUGGAGGAUCGUUGUGGAGUCUGUUUGGGAGAUGGCACAAGCUGUGAGACAGUCUAUAAGUCUUUUGAUGAAGGAGAUGGCUUUGGGUACGUGGACGUGGGUGUGAUACCUGAGGGGGCGCGGGACAUCCUGGUAAAGGAAGUGGAGGAAGCAGGUAACUUCCUGGCUCUAAAAAGCGAGACGUCGGAGGAGUACUUCCUCAACGGCAACUUCAUCAUCCAGUGGAACGGCGAAUAUGAGGCCGGCGGGACGACGUUCUACUAUGAACGCAGCGGGAACAUGGAGAACCUCACCGCUCCUGGACCUACCAAACUGCCAGUCAUGCUGCAGUUACUAUUUCAGGAGAAGAACCUAGGUAUAAAGUAUGAGUACACCAUCAAAAAGACCAAAGAGACAGGAAAUGAGGUCAUUGAACCCAUUUACAGUUGGAGGCAAGGGGCAUGGACAGACUGCAGCACCACCUGUGGCUUAGGGGAGCAGUACCAGCCUGUGCGGUGUUUUGAAAUGGACGUGGGUGUAGUGGAUGAGUCUUUGUGUGACCCAGACAACCGUCCAGAAGGGAGAUACCGAAAAUGCAAGAAUAUGGAUUGCCCUGCAAGGUGGUGGGUGGGCGGUUGGCAGCAGUGUUCAGCCACCUGUGGAUUAGAAGGGGCACGGAAGCGAACAGUUCUCUGUGUUCGGACAGUUUCAGGGGAGGAAAGGGUGCUCCACCCUGUUGAAUGCAAGCAUCUCCUUAAACCCAAACCUGUGGUCCCAUGCAACAGAGAUGUACCCUGUGGACAGGACUGGACUGUUGGCAACUGGGACGAGUGCCCAGUUACAUGUGGAGGAGGUGUUCGCUCACGUACAGUCACAUGUGCACUAACACCUAAGAAGACUUGCGACCCCUCAACCAAACCUCGGUCGAGAUCACUUUGUGCCCUUCAGAGCUGCCCUAAGUCAGAUCUUCGUAGACAACCUGGGCCUCCUCCUAAGUAUCGCAGCAUCUACCCACCUAAGAGCCACCCCGCCAAGCAUCCUACACCUACACCUUACUGGGCUCCCAUGAGCACCACAACCACAGCUGCUAUUACUGUGAGAAAGAAAACAUCCACCAAAGAAACUACAACUGCUUUCAUCCCGACCACCACUUCCCUUUUAACCCCUAAAACCACAAUCCCUGAAAUCGUAGACACAGAUGAUUUAGAGUUUAAUGUUAAAGUGAGGAAAAAUGAGGAUAAGAGAGGAAAGGUUUUUCCGUCUAAAGCCAACUCUGCUGAAAAGGACAGAUAUUCAUCUGGCGUGGAAAAGGUAGAAGAGAGGGAGGAGGGAGAGGAGGGAAGUACACCAAAUGUGGUGAUGUACACUCCAGGAUAUGAUUAUGUUGUUAAGGAUAGGAAAACAGAGGAGGAGGGGAUUAUUGACCUGGAUGUUACCACAUCUACAUCCCUCAAAAAUCCUCAAUCCACACCACAUAUACUCAUUACACCCACUUUACAAACAAGUCCACCUACAAUGCACACAACCAUCACCCACCGCCAAGCACCCACGGCCACCUACUCUACCCUACACACCAGUACUAAAACAUGGGCAAAUACCAAUCACCACUAUCCCUUCUCCAACCCCCACACCACCCCUCGUAUCACUGCAUACAGGCCCUGGACACACGGGGUUCCCCUUACCACUCCCAUGUACCACACAGUCUCAUCGAAAGCUGUCUUCCACACAACACAAGUUCCUCUUACAACUGCAAGACAUCCAUUCACCACUGCAGCAUCACCCCAGUCCACAAUGAAGAUCAUUAAACUAAAGAAGCCUACAGUGACACCCAAAAAACCCAGUUCUGUCUCACGUGCUAAAAAGCCCUCUUCCUCGUCCAAAGGCAGUCGCUCCAACAAUCAAAACCAGCAACAAGAACAUCACAACAGCAGCUCUGUUAGUGACCAAAGCAACCUGAAGGCCAGAGAGCCGGUCAGCAAGGAAGUAUUCUGGGUUGUAGGAAACUGGAGUGAGUGUUCAACAACAUGUGGGAUUGGAGCAAUAUGGAGGAUGGUAGAGUGCAGCUCCCAGAAUGAUGAGGACUGUGCCAAAAUGAAGAGACCUGAGCCUGCACGCACAUGUCACCUGCAGCCCUGUGCCACCUGGCACAGUGGCAGCUGGAGCAAGUGUCCAGAUUAUUGUGCAGGGGUAGGUUGGAAGUACCGAGAUGUCCAGUGUGUCGAUUCUCAGAGUAAACGUCCCCUCAGACCUUUCCAUUGUCAAGCUGUGUCCAGCAGACCCCACAGCACCUUGAAAUGCCCCCACAAGCCCUGUAUGAAGUGGAGUAUAUCACCCUGGGGACCGUGCUCUGGCAGCUGUGGUGAAGGCGUCAGGGAGAGGCUGGUGUACUGCCCCGAACCUCAUCACUGUAACGCCACACUGAGGCCAAACAGCACAGAGCCUUGCAGUCUAAAGCCCUGCACUCGCUGGAAGGCCAAGGACUGGGAGGAGUGUCGUGUGAGUUGUGGUGGGGGUCAGCAGCAGCGUGAAGUCAACUGUGUGAGUGAGCAGGAUUUGGCGGUGAUGCCAAACAGCCUCUGUGAGAAUAUUUCCAAACCAGAAACACUCAGGAAGUGCAAUAUGCAGGAAUGCAAGACCAACACAGUUCCAGUUUGCAGGAAGAACACCAUGUCUUCUCUCUUUUGUGACAAGCUGAAGCUGUUGGGUCGCUGCUCUCUCAGGUCGGUCCAAAGACAGUGUUGUGCCACAUGUGGGUCAUAGCUAGGGUUAUACACGCACCUAAAUUACAAUGGACACAUCCCAACCACAGUAAUACUUACUGGAUCCUUGCAAUACUGACAAAAGCCAUGCUAGCCACAGACUGACAAACCAAAGUGCGUAUGACCACAGCAUAGCACAGAUUAACCAGCACAGAUUAAUCAGCACAACCAAACCCGGGUCGAAUAAGAUCAUGUAUACAUUAUAUUUGAGUCUUUGUAACUUUUUCAAAUGAAUAUUUAGCUUGAAACCAUUUUUAAAAUUAAGCAAGAGAACAGCCUAAUACUGUUGAUGAAUACACAUGUGGACUGUCACAAAUGUUAGAGCAUAAUGUUCAUGGAGCCAUAUUAAGGUGAAAAAAAAUUAGAAUUUAUUAACAGGCAAGUUUAAUGAUUAUAUAAAAGGGCUAUAAAAAUAUAGUCAAAUUACUAAUUUAAAAAAAUAAUCAAGAAGCACAAUUCAAAAGUUACAAAAGCUCAAGCCAGUACAAGAGUGACUCCACUUGUGAUAAAUAAAUUAAUAACAGAAGCAUACAGUACAGUGUGCAUACUUCUUUAUUAGUAAACAAAUUCACAUAUGACCUGCAGUACAGUACUUAUCUUUCUGGUCCAAAUAUGCUUUUAUAAUAAUGGUGCUGAUUAUUUACAGCUUAACAGUCGAGAUACCAGUUAUAUUUUUUAUAUCAAAGUAAACUGGUAAAAACAGAAUGUAAAUAAAGAUUUUUUUAAACUUCUAUUAAGUUGUUAAUAGUUAUAAUAAUCUGUUUUUUCACUCAUAUAUUUUGCUUUUUUCUGCUUUAAUUGUGGUUUUGUCCUCAGAGCUGGCACUGUGUGUUUACAUUUUCCUGGGUACAAGUUCCCACUUUAGUCAUUUUGUUUUGAUCGAUCAAUAAUAAUUAAAUCGGUUGCAGAACGUGUACAGUUCUGUAGUCAAACCUGUGGUGCUCCUCUUCUGGUGUGAGAUUGACCAAUGAGAAAGAGGUGUUGCAGGUCAUCCCUCUCAGGUCCCUCUAAAGAUGGUCACUGUGUUUGUAUGAUGUUGUACUGGGCAAGCAUUACCAUUUGUACAUGCAUUUGGCAUAUCACCUUGACUCAUUUGUACUUCACAUGUCUCCAUCAGUAAUGUGACGAUAAAAGAUGUUCUUGACAAAACUGCUUCGUAACUUAGACAUGAAAUAAAAAAAAUCUUAAGUAUCUUUAA